Molecule: messenger RNA, 342 nt
Organism: Suillus discolor
Lineage: Eukaryota; Fungi; Basidiomycota; Agaricomycetes; Boletales; Suillaceae
Exons: 2
Cellular component (GO): fungal-type vacuole membrane; vacuolar transporter chaperone complex
Source: RefSeq, a predicted model, not a curated record
UCUGGGAAGCGGAUUGCAGUGCCUGUUCGUAUCGAGCCCAAGGUGUAUUUCGCAAACGAGCGCACGUUCUUGAAAUGGCUGAGCUUUGCGGUGCUGAUCGGCACUAUCGCUAUGACGUUAUUAAACUUCGUACCUGCAGAUGAUCUACGGGGCCUGAUUAGUGCUGCGCUAUUCACUCUGGCUGCGCUGCUCGCGAUCGCCUAUUCAGCGAUCAUCUUCGUAUACCGAGCGCUUCGUCUGCGUGCACGAUCGGCGGAAGGGCUUUAUUAUGACAAGUACGGACCGACUAUUCUUUGCUUUGUGCUGUUGGCUGCGCUGGGGACCAACAUUGGGUUGAGGGUA